AUGGAAAUCACUUCGAUUCCGUUUUUGAAUUCAGAAGAGUACUCCUUUUUCUACAGUUGCUUCCAAGAUACCGACACCGAUAACGGAAAUUCUAUCAAUAAAAGACGAAAGCUUGAUGAAUUCGAUGAAGAAAGCAACUCCUUGGACGAAAUCCUCAACACCAUUGAAGUUCUCAACGAUCAUGAGAUACCCACUUCCAAAUUCGAACCACCCACUUCAAAAUCUGAAACACCCAAUUGGGAUUUUGAGAAUCCAGGUUCUGAAAUAGCGGAUUGGGAUCGGGGAAGGGUGAGGAAAACGAGAAAUCCGACACCGGAGGUACCGACGGAGGAUGGCGGGAGAGGUGGUGGACACCAACGGAGGUUAUGGGUGAAAGAGAGGUCAAAAGGGUGGUGGAAGUAUCACAAUAGCGAUCAAUGUCCAGACGAUGAGUUUCGAAAAGCAUUUAGAAUGAGUAAAUCGACGUUUAACAUGAUCUGCGACGAGUUAGACUCAGUCAUCAAUAAAAAAGACACGAUGCUUCGUAUGGCGAUCCCUGUUCGCCACCGAGUUGCCGUCUGCAUCUACCGUUUAGCCACCGGCGACCCACUCCGAACAGUGUCGACGCUAUUCGGACUCGGAAUAUCCACCUGUCACAAACUAGUCCUUGAAGUCUGUGCUGCAAUUGGAACUGUUCUAAUGCCCAAAUUCGUUCAAUGGCCGGAUCAAGAAAGGGUAAAAGAAAUCAAAACCGAAUUCCGAUCAAUCUCCGGCAUCCCUGAUGUAUGUGGGUCAAUCUACACGACCCAUAUAUCAAUAAUCGCCCCGAAAACAAGCCCGGAAGCAUACUUCAACAAAAAACACACUGAUCGAAAUCAAAAACCAUCAUAUUCGACAACAGUUCAAGGUGUGGUUGAUCCUAGAGGUGUGUUCACAGAUAUCUGUAUUGGGUAUCCAGGGUCGAUGCCCGAUGAACGAAUCUUGGAGAAAUCGGCAUUAUCUCAUAGAGCCAACAUGGGUCUGUUGAAGAACACAUGGGUAGUUGGUGGGUCGGGUUACCCGUUAAAAGAGUGGAUGUUAGUACCCUAUACACACCAAAAUCUUACAUGGAGUCAACAUUCGUUUAACCAAAGAGUUGGGGAAUUGACUAAGAUUGGUAAAGAAGCAUUCAUGAGGUUAAAAGGGAGAUGGGGUUGUUUACAGAAAAGGUCAGAGGUGAAAUUACAAGAAUUGCCCAUGGUGUUAGGGGCAUGUUGUGUCUUGCAUAAUAUUUGUGAGAUGAAUGGUGAGGAAAUGGAUGUGGAUUUGAGGUUUGAUUUGUAUGAUGAUGAGGUGGUGUUGGGGGAGGGUAGCAGGGAUAUUUUGGUAAAGUCACUUCAAGCUCGAGAUAGUAUUGCUCAUAAUUUGUUGCAUGGAGUAUAG
Lactuca virosa is the source of this 1401-nucleotide messenger RNA. NCBI's taxonomy places the organism in Eukaryota, Viridiplantae, Streptophyta, Magnoliopsida, Asterales, Asteraceae. The record is from the annotation of a GenBank genome assembly.